Molecule: messenger RNA, 2658 nt
Organism: Verticillium dahliae VdLs.17
Lineage: Eukaryota; Fungi; Ascomycota; Sordariomycetes; Glomerellales; Plectosphaerellaceae
Exons: 2
Coding region: 1-2658 (885 amino acids)
Biological process (GO): DNA repair; DNA replication
Cellular component (GO): Slx1-Slx4 complex; nucleus
Molecular function (GO): 5'-flap endonuclease activity; DNA binding
Source: RefSeq, a predicted model, not a curated record
AUGGCCAGCUCGACUAGGUCGCGGGGUCACGUCGCUUCGUCGUCUCCUCUGCCCUCUGUCGAUGAAAUAUUUUCCAGGAUCAUAAAGCCGCCAACGCAGAAUGAUCACGUCUUCAAGUCAACAACCGAAUUUCUAGAACGCCAAUCCGUCGGCGCCGCGAGCUUUAUCCGACCCGAACGCGUUUCAGUUGACUUGCUUACCCCCCGCAAGCCAAGUCCAGAGGCUAUUGAACCCGACUCGGACGACUCGGUCUGCGUAAUAAAGAUUCCCGUUCCAGGCACAAGGAAAGCUAGACGCAAGAAGGGCUCGGGCAAACUUCGCGAGCUGAAGCCGAAAUCGAAGAAGCCAACGACAGAGGAGAGGUCACAGGAGAAAAAGCCAUGGAUGAAGUAUAGGGCCAGUGAAUCGCCGAAUGGCAAAUCGAAGAGCAAUGCCACCAAAGAGUCUGGCAAGAGUGCCGAGAGAGUGCGAAGUCACCACUUCCCGACACCAGUCCAAACGAAGCAGACUGACGAUGACGCUGAACCACGCCUCCUUCCCCAAAAAGAAUCUCCACCGGACGAGCCUUUGGACCUGGCACUUGCGUCGAGAAGGAGGGCCAAUUGGACGCCGCCGCCGGCGCAACAACUCGGCCCAGAAGGUUCGCGGUCUUCUGAUAUUGAGGAGCUUUUGUCCUCCGCUGCUAGAAACUGCAAUGCCGCCGCUGCACGGGUCUCUUUUGAGAGUCUUCUAGAAAACUACGUCCGCAAGGAAAACGCAAGCGAUGGCAAGCGCUCUGAAACGCCAGAGGGAAUACCCGAUGCUUUAAAGAAACGAAAACUCGCACAACCCGUACCGAACAGUGACUCUGCGACAGUCUCUCGGGACACUUCACCCGCCAAAAAGGCGCCCAAACGAAAGAAGCCACGGACUAUCACCGAGCUUGCUACGGCAGCAUAUGCUGCACCGGAAAAACCAGAAGCUGCGCCUGCAGCAUCGCUUCUCGCUUACGUAGAACAACAAACUAGCGGAGUCACUGCUGCCGCAAAGGGCAAGCCCAGAAAGAAGACUACUAAGAGCAAGCGGCUUCAAAAGGCACCAGAACCAGCUUCGAUUCUUUUAUCUCCAGGGACAGCUAUCAAGAAGGUCGCCAACCAAGACUUUGUAUUUGGAACGUCCAGCCAACUUGCCAGAGAGCACUCGCCGACCUUCCUUCGAGAUAUCCAGGCUGCUGUGCGUGCUUCCAAUUCGAUCUUAGAUGAGCCGGAUCCCUUCACAACCCCCUUGAACAGCGACUCUAUCGAGCCACCACCUCGCAAGAAGCUAUGGGAAGUUGGCGCUCGCGACGAUGACGGCAGGCUUGUUGAUCUCGAAAUCAUUGAUUUAGUAGGCACCCCAGCGGCCAGUGUUCCCGAACACGGGGAUUCUUUUGGAUAUUUGCAUGAAAAAAAUGCAAUCCAGACUAGCAUGGCCGAAGUCGACGAAGAAGUAGUGCUUCCCAAGCUGAGCCCGGCUUCUGCGGUCUCGGCAAACAUGGACUCGGCAGACGCCUUGAGAGAAAUUGUACCCUGCAUGAUCUCGAGCGACACUGGCGACUUGGGCACGGCGAAGAUCUCCGAUGUUCAGCAACAGAUUUGCACGCCGCCUAAUUCUAUGCAUCCAAGCAAAGCCCUAGAGCUGCUCGAUGUUCCCGCGCCCGAGCCAGUCUGUGCACCGGUUGCUAUGGGCGUCGAACCUGCUCUCGCUGGCCCGGCGAGACCCAGAUAUGAACUCUAUACUGAUGUACAGCUUACCAAGGAAGUUAAAAAAUUUGGUUUCAAGCCGAUCAAGCCGCGGACGGCCAUGAUUGCUUUGCUCGGCCAAUGCUGGGAGAGCCAAAACCUGCCCAGAGUGGCUUUGAGCCCGCUACCCUCCAACCAGCCAUUAUCUACGAUGUCCGGACUGACGUCUAGCGCUGUGGUAUCGAGGGCUACAGCUCCUGAAACCUUGAAGAGACCACGUGGACGACCAAGGAAAGAUAGUACCCCCGAGGUCAUACCUAAUGAACCACCGCCGUCUGCUCAGCCUCCCGCCCCAUCACCAAAACGGCCCCGUGGUCGACCCCGCAAAGAUGCCGGUAGUCCAGCUGCCGCUUCCACAACCAAGUCCAAGCCCAAGGUGAAGCCCAAGGCCAGCGGUCAAGGGACCAAGAAGGCCGCAAAGGCAGAGGAUGCAUUGGCGGCAGCGACACCGACAAGCCGACCGAAGGUGCCACGACCACGAGCUGUGGCAGCUGAGGUUAUCGAGAUACCCGAUUCCGCCUCGGAUGGGUCGCUGCUUGCUUCCUCGCCCGAGAUGCGAUCCUCGUCGCCACCAGCUGUGGACGUCUGUCUGUCGCUGGACGAAGAUGCCGAGAUGUCACUUGCGCCGUCUGUCACGAGUACACAGUCAAACCUCAUGGACCACAUUACCAAGGCAGUGAAGGCGGCACCGCCAACGCAAGACCCCAAUGAGCCAUCAUGGCACGAAAAGAUGUUGAUGUACGACCCAGUCAUACUAGAAGACCUUGCUGCAUGGUUGAACUCGGGACAAUUGUCGGAAGCGGGGUAUGACGGGGAGGUGUCGGCGUUCGAAGUCAAACAAUGGUGCGAGUCAAAGAGUAUACCCAUGGUCAUUUUGGGCUUACAAGUUGGCGCAUAA